UACUAUAUAACAAAUAAUUUGAGAAGCUAUGCAUUAGAUUGUAUGAACAAAGGGGUACUUCCGCCAAAUUAUAAUGAUGCCAUAAAGAACGAUGUUGCCCCUACUGCAGACAUCAGGGGGGCUGGUUGGGUCUUGACUGAACCCAAUACAGAUUAUCAGCAAGGUUUCCCUGGUGAGUUUGACGACACAAGGUUGGGACAGUUACGUCGCAGUGGGUCUAAAAGUUCCUGUUCUAGUGGAAGCAGCUCCAAUGUCAGAUUCAGUAAUGGGAGUGGGAUGUACACUAUGGCUGAUCAGAAUUACAACCUAGCCAAGGAGCUUCCACCAGGCUGGGAACUGAGAUUCCUCUCAACUGGUCGAAUGUACUACUGCCAUCUACCUACUGAUACUCAACAUUGGAACCACCCACACGAAAAGGCUGACUUACCCCCUGGAUGGGAGCGAGUGUAUAAUAAUGAGUACGGCGAAUAUUUCGUAAACCACAUCACCAAAACAGCCCAGUUCCUGCAUCCUGGCUCACUGCCAAAUCCUGUGUCUGGUGAAGAUCAUGCUCAAGCGCUGGCAGUAAUGAAGCAGAGGAAGAUCUUACAAGGAGACAGCGCACAGUUCCACUUACGUCCCGCCCUCCCAGUGUAUCUGAUUGAGGAGAUCCCGAUCUGGCUACAGGAAUACGCUCAGUCAGCCAGUGAACCAGUACGAAUGGGUAGAAGAGUCAGCCGCUAACCUGGACAAGUACCAGACCAUGAUGACCAGAUUGUACAGACAGGAACUUAAGGAGUGUAUUGAGCAAUAUGAGGAACACAGAAACAGAAUUAUACGGGAAUUGGAGGAGCGGAUGCAAUUACACGAUCUCUCACAAGCACCAUCCGCAGCACCAAAUCUAGAGACUUAUGUCUAAUGUUGAACUUUUAUAAUGACGUCAUGGAACGUUGUGGUGACGUCACGAAAUGUUUUACAUUGUAUAGAUCUUCAAUAAUUUCAAUCCUCGUCCCUGAGGGUGUGAGACCUCUCUAAAUUGCACAUCAUUGUGUUUUUCUGUUAUCCAUUUGUUUUCGAAUUAUCCUCAGUGAUCAGCCAGAUUUCAGUAUAUUAUUAUAACGAUUGAUUCCUUGAUCUUUAGCCUUCUUAGUGUGUUCAGAUAUGUUUGAUUUAAUUAUCAUACUCUUUUACGCGGUGAAAUAUUUUUAGAAUCGAAUAUUAUUUAUAACUUUUUAUGGAAGUAGCUACAGUACUGGUUGAUAACUUUUAUAAUAUUUUAACGAAAGGAAAUCUUAUAAAAUCCUUCACGACUAACUUAGUGCCGUUACUCAACCGUUCUAUUUUGGUGCAUUUUGUUGCCUCUUAGCAAGUUACAUCCAUGAGCUGGAAUUUGUGGAAUGUAGGUAUUAGAUGUAUACUGCGAGUCGGUUUAUCACGAAUAUUAAUAAAUAAAUGCCGUAAUCAUAUAUUAAUAGUCUAAAUAUUUGGUUACAUCAUGAUCUUAUUAUUUAAUAGUUGUACCCUCUCGCCCAUGUUUUGAAUCCUUGUCAGAUUUAUGAAAAAGGUUGUUCUGCUCUGAGCAAUUUUGUUAUUCAACGAACUUUGUAGUGAACAUUUUCCAUCAGGUUUUAGUUUCAACUUUGGGUGUCAAAUUUUCACUCACUUCAGUUUGCUCGUGCUUGGGUUCCGUCAAUUUUUCAUCGACAUUUUUAUCCACGAGUAUUGUAACUUGAUAUUUUUAUUUUUUAUCUCUUAAAUUUUGUGUACAAUUCUGCUGUCACUCUGUUUGCUGCUGCGGACAGAUGGAUGUUUCACUUGUAUUUUAUAUUAUAAUUUACCUUUCGUAAUGAAA
This is a messenger RNA of Bolinopsis microptera, 1831 nucleotides long. Its product is annotated as protein salvador homolog 1-like. The record is from RefSeq and is a predicted model, not a curated record. Gene Ontology annotation, biological process: apoptotic process; hippo signaling; negative regulation of cell population proliferation. The transcript is spliced from 9 exons. Gene Ontology annotation, molecular function: protein binding; molecular adaptor activity. NCBI's taxonomy places the organism in Eukaryota, Metazoa, Ctenophora, Tentaculata, Lobata, Bolinopsidae. Gene Ontology annotation, cellular component: cytosol. The coding region runs from base 43 to 723 and encodes 226 amino acids.